Kogia breviceps (pygmy sperm whale) is the source of this 1110-nucleotide messenger RNA. The record is from RefSeq and is a predicted model, not a curated record. NCBI's taxonomy places the organism in Eukaryota, Metazoa, Chordata, Mammalia, Artiodactyla, Physeteridae.
AUGGAGAGGGGCGGGGCGACGCGAGGCAGCGCGAGUAGACUGGACUGGGCGGGGCGGGGCCCGGGCGGUCACGUGAGCGCCUACGCUUCAUCACUCAAAUGUCCCGUGGCCGUGAGUUCUUAGGUCAAGGGCAAAAGCUGCCUGGCAGCAGGCUUGAUGCAGCACCAAGUGGCCAUCGUCACCGGCGGGGGUACGGGCAUCGGAAAGGCCAUCGCGACCGAGCUCCUGCAUCUAGGGUGUAAUGUGAUCAUUGCAUCCUGUGAGUCUGAUAGAUUAAAAUCUGCCACAGAUGAACUGAAAGCCAGACUGCCUCCUACCAGCCAGGCUCAAGUCACUCCCAUAAAAUGCAACAUCUGCAAUGAAGAGGAGGCAAAUAAUUUAGUCAAAGCCACCUUAGACUUUUAUGGUCAGAUCAGUUUAUUGGUAAACAAUGGAGGAGGCCAGUUCUUCUCUCCUUCUGAACACAUCAGUUCAAAGGGGUGGAAUGCUGUGAUUGAAACCAACCUGACGGGUGCCUUCUACAUGUGCAAAGCAGGCAAGUGUGAUCAAUCAUCCAAGAAGUCCAAGUGUCUUUAUCUGGGCGUUACUCCAGAAGGGCCCCUCCUAGCAUUGGUGGCAAGCAAGGAAACCUGUCCCGUAAAUCCACCCCAGACUGUGGCCACAUUCGAUGGUGAUGAGGUUGCUCAGGUAGUUCUGGCAGAUGGAACGCAUAGUGGAGCUGCCAGAGAAGGUGUUUACAACCUCACCAAAUCCUUAGCUGUGGAAUGGGCCAGCGGUGGAAUAAGGAUCAAUUGUGUUGCCCCUGGAAUCAUUUAUUCCCAGACUGCUUUUAACAACUAUGGUCAUUUGGCAAAAGACUUAUUUGAAGGGUAUUUUCAGCAAAUCCCAGCUAAAAGACUUGGAGUUCUUGAGGAGGUCUCCACCUUGGUACGCUUCCUGCUAUCUCCUGCAGCUUCCUGUAUCGCCGGACAGUUGGUGGAUGUGGGGGGUCAGUCUCUGUACACACACUCAUUUGAGAUACCAGAUCAUGACAACUGGCCCGAGGGAGUAGGGGACCUUGCUUUUGUCAAAAGGAUGAAAGAGUCUUCUAAGCAAAGAGGCAAGCUCUAG